This is a messenger RNA of Nematolebias whitei (Rio pearlfish), 1457 nucleotides long. It is a transcript of the gene rcor1, whose product is annotated as REST corepressor 1. Gene Ontology annotation, molecular function: transcription corepressor activity. Gene Ontology annotation, biological process: negative regulation of DNA-templated transcription; regulation of transcription by RNA polymerase II. Gene Ontology annotation, cellular component: transcription regulator complex; histone deacetylase complex. The transcript has 13 exons. The record is from RefSeq and is a predicted model, not a curated record. Bases 93 to 1457 code for a protein of 454 amino acids. Lineage: Eukaryota; Metazoa; Chordata; Actinopteri; Cyprinodontiformes; Rivulidae.
AUUGUUAUUAUUACUCGUUUCCCCCGGCAGUGGAAGCUAACAGGCUAACUGAAGUUUAGCGCUAGCCUCAGCUACUUUUUGUUCCCCUCGUCAUGCCGGCGAUGCUGGAGAGGAACCCGGAGGCUCCGGGGAAGAGGAGAGGCCGAGCCCCGACCGGCGGCGGGCCCGGGGCAGCGGCGAGCACCGGCGGGAAGAGCCUGUCCGGUAAUGGAAGCAGCGCCAACAACUGCUGGGAAGAAGGAAGUUCGGGCUUCAGCAGCGACGAGGAGCAUGGUGGAGGAGGGAUGCGGGUCGGACCGCAGUACCAGGCCGUGGUUCCGGACUUUGACCCGGAUGUGGCCCAGGCGGCUCAUCUCAGAGACAACCUGGGAAUGUUGAUUUGGAUCCCCAGCAGCUGCCUGAACAACAACCAGGUGGACGAAUACAUCAACAUCGCCAAGGAGAAGCACGGCUACAACAUGGAGCAGGCUCUGGGGAUGCUCUUCUGGCACAAACACAACAUCGAGAAAUCUCUGGCCGACCUGCCGAACUUCACGCCGUUUCCUGGCGAGUGGACGGUGGAGGACCGGGUCUUGUUCGAACAGGCCUUCAGCUUCCAUGGGAAGAGCUUCCAUCGCAUCCAGCAGAUGCUGCCGGAUAAAUCCAUGGCCAGCCUGGUUCGGUUCUACUACUCCUGGAAGAAAACUCGCAGUAAAAUGAGUCUGAUCGACAGACAGACCCGGAAACCCAAGCAGGAGAAGGGCGACAGCAGUGACGACGAAGCCGAGCCCGGUACCAGAAAACCUCCCAGUGACUCGGAGGUUUACUCAAAUAAAGACAAGAAGGAGCCGAGUUCCGAGUCCGAGAGGUCCGAGGUGAAACCGGCUUCUGCUUUUAAGACCGGUGGUAAAGUGUCUCAGCGGAUGAAGAAACGUCCUCCCAGAGGGAUGUUUCUGAACCAGCAGGACGUGGCGUCCUUGGCGUCUUCGUCGGCUCAGGGAGUCAUCCGACAGCUCGACUGUCAGCUGGUGUCCAUCAAGAAGCAGAAUCAGACGAUCAAACAAACCAACAGCACUCUGAAGGAGCAGCUCAGCUCUGGAGUCGAGGAGUUUAAGCUAGCUGAGAUGAACCAGAAGUUCAACAAUCGCUGGACUACAGAGGAGCAGCUGCUCGCUGUCCAAGGCAUCAGGAAGUACGGGCGAGACUUCCAGGCCAUCUCGGACGUGAUCGGGAACAAGUCUGUGGUCCAGGUGAAGAACUUUCUGGUGAACUACAGGCGGAGGUUCAACCUGGACGAGGUCCUUCAGGAGUGGGAGGCAGAACAGGAAAUGGAAGGAGGAGGAGAUGGAGGAGUAAAGGAGGAGGACGGAGAGAAAGACAUGGAGGUGUGUUUUGCUGAGGAUGAAGGAGCUGCUUCUGAGCAGAAAGUGAAGGACCUAAAUGUUCCGGUGCAUUCUGAAAAGCCUCCGGCCAACUGA